Messenger RNA from Loxodonta africana (African savanna elephant), 6539 nucleotides. It is a transcript of the gene SMARCAD1, whose product is annotated as SWI/SNF-related, matrix-associated actin-dependent regulator of chromatin, subfamily a, containing DEAD/H box 1. The record is from RefSeq and is a predicted model, not a curated record. NCBI's taxonomy places the organism in Eukaryota, Metazoa, Chordata, Mammalia, Proboscidea, Elephantidae. Gene Ontology annotation, molecular function: ATP-dependent chromatin remodeler activity; ATP binding; DNA binding. Bases 2499 to 5261 code for a protein of 920 amino acids. Gene Ontology annotation, cellular component: nucleus. The transcript is spliced from 23 exons.
CUGGUAUAGUGUGUUAUAAACACAGAAAGCAUUCAGCAAAUCUGAGAAUUGAGUAGCAGCAGAUAUCUUUCAUAAUUAUUUCUGCUUUUUACUCUUCUUGCCUCUGUUUUUGUAUUUUUUUGCUUCUGUCUCCUUUACUUCCAAAAUGAAUCCCAAAUAAAUACCUUUUUUCAGCACUAUUGUAAUUCUGGAUUAUUGGGUAUAUUGGAAAGUUGAUAUUUUAUAAACAAGCUUUUACUGUAUCCCAUUAGUUCUCAAAGUGUGAUUCAUGGAUCUUUGAGGGACUCCACAAGGUCAAAACUGCUUCCAUAAAAUUAUUAAGACAUUACUUUCCUUUGUCGGUAUGUUGAUAUUUGCACUGAUGGGGCAAAAGCAGUCAUAGGUAAAACUGCUGAGGCCUUAACAGAAAUCAAGGCCAAGCCUCCGAGUGGUUCUGAUAGUCAUUAUAUUCUUACAGUUUAACCCAAGAAUGUCCUAGAUGAAGGAAUAUAAAGUAAUAAUUUUAUUAAACCCUGUCUGGUGAGUAGAUGUCUUUUUAAUAUUCUAUGAAAUAAAAUGGCAAGUACCCUUUGCUUCAUGCUGAAAGACAGUGGGUAUCUCAAUGGAAAGCAUUUACCAAUUGCUUUGAGUUGUUAGCUGAACUAGUCUUUUUUCACAGAACACCGUUUUUACUUGAAAGAAUACCUGAAUUACAAGCUAUGGUUAUGUAGACAUAGGUAUUUGGCAGGCAGUUUUUGAAAAGUGAGCAAAGUGUUAAGGAAAACAACUGACAGUGUUUAUUGCUGGUGAUAAAAUUCUAGUUUUUGGAGGAGAACUGGUGUCCACCACUGUGAGUUUGACAACUUCCAGAUACUUAAAGAUUUUUCUAAAGCGACCAGUGGUUACAUUAACAAAUGUGAUUUUUCAGUAUGGUACCAUGAAAGGUGUCAGCAUUUGGAAGAUAGCAUUACUCAGUGACCCAAUACUUUGCAAAUGACCAGUGUACAACGUUAUAAAAUAAUGUGUGUUAGAAGUCCGAUAAAGUGCAAGAUAGACCAGGGGAUUUUAAUGUAACAGGGUACCAAAAGUUUAUUCAUAAAUGGUUUCAGAUUCCACAUUGUAACUAACCUUUAAGAAACUACCACCUAUCAAGUUUGGGUUUAGCAUCAAAGGAAAAUAUCCAUAGUAAUCUGAAAAGGUUAUUAAAAUAACUCCUUCCUUUUCCACCUGUGUAUCUGUGUGAGGCUUGAUUGUCUUCAUAAACUUAAAAUAUACUGUAGUAGAUUAAAUGCAGAAGCAGAUAUGAGAAUCCAGCUGUCUUCUAUUAAACCAGAGAUUCUCACAAAUGUAAAACAACAUUAAUCUUACUAAAUCUGAGGAGAAUAUAAUUCUUUUUCAUGAAAAUGUUAAUUACGCUAGCAUACAAUGAGUUAAUUUUUUAAAUAUUUUCUUAGUUUUUAUUUUCUAAUAUAGUAAAUAUCAAUAGAUACAACCCACAUAAACAAAAGCUCUUUGGAACCCUCAAUUUUUAAGGGUACAGAGGUAUCCUGAGUUUAAGAAAUGCCGCUGUAACCUGUAUUAUAGUCCCCACCUCAUAUUCUAACUACUACUACUGUUAGUUACUUGGCAGUGUGGGGAUAAGCUACUAAAAACAAAAUUGCUUCCAACCCAGAAAACCUCUCCACAAAAAUAGAAGAGGAAGAAAAGUUAUAUUAUUGAGUGUGCUUUAAACCAAAAUGUGAUGCAUCACAGGCAGUCUGCUAAAGAGAUGGCAAAGAUAGACAGAAACCUUACCCCUUGUGUAGUUAAGAGGGAUAGUGGAUAAGAGCUAUGCUAACCAAAAGAUCGACAGUUUGAAUCCACCAGGUGCUCCUUGGAAACUGGGGGGCGGUUCUCCUCUGUCCUACAGGGUCACUAUGAGUUGCACUAGAUGUCAGCGGGUUUGGUUUUUGUUGUUACUGUUCUUAGUGAAGUAGAUAUAACCCAUUACAUUCAUGUUUAAGAUAAAAUUGCUAAUUUCCUCCCAGGAAACUAGGAGUAAAAACUAGGAGUAAAAAAAGGCUGUGAUAUUCCUUCAUGAUUACGUUUCAAAAGAGAUGAGUCCCAAGUCCUUGAGGAAAAAUCCUUGGCGUACCUACUUUUCAAAGAACAGAGAAAGACCUUACAAUUACAAAUUACCAAAAGUGAAUUCUGGACAGGGGAGUCUCUUCUCUUAUUUUCAGCAGGGAAAAUUAAAACCUCUUGUUUUCAAUUUCUGUUUGUCCUUACACCAGUCAGGCUGUGGUGAUGCCACUUGGUUUAGUGCAGUUACACAUAUUUAGAUGGAAGGUAGGCGUCCCUGGGUGGCGCAGGCAACCCUCGCUGGCUGCUAUCCAGAAAGGAGGUGGUUUGAUUCUACCCAGAGGCACCUCAGAAGAAAGGCCUGGCGAUCUACGUCCAAAUAAUCAACCAUUGAAAACCCUGUGAAGCACAGCUCUACUCUGACCCAAAUGGGGUAUCCAUGAGUCAGAAUUGAUCCCAUGCAACUGAAGACUCUAGUGUUCCAGAAACUCCAGAAGAUGAAAGAAAAUUCUGAGCCAUCUGAAGAUGAAGAUUCCCAAGGCCAUCCUACCAUGGCAGGUAGAAAGAAUGAUAUCUCAGAAUUGGAAGCCCUUUCGGAAUUGGAAGACCUUAAAGAUGCUAAACUUCAGACCUUGAAGGAACUUUUUCCGCAGAGAAGUGACAACGAUUUACUUAAGUUGAUUGAAUCAACAAGCACCAUGGAUGGAGCAAUUGCUGCUGCCUUGCUGAUGUUUGGUGAUGCAGGUGGUGGACCCAGGAAAAGAAAAGCAUCUUCUUCUUCAGAGCCAUAUGAGGAUGAUGAAUUUAAUGAUGAUCAAUCUACCAAAAAGAAAAGGCUAGAUAACGGAGAAGAAUCAAAUGAGUCUGCAGAAUCUAGCAAUAAUUGGGAAAAGCAGGAAAGUAUCGUAUUGAAAUUACAAAAGGAAUUUCCAAAUUUUGAUAAACGGGAGCUAAGAGAAGUACUCAAGGAACAUGAAUGGAUGUACACAGAAGCUUUAGAAUCUUUAAAAGUGUUUGCAGAAGACCAAGAUAUGCACUAUGCCUCACAAAGUGAGGGUCCAUAUGGAAAAGAAGUUUCCUCGAGGAGUCAAAAUUAUCCUAAAAACUCAGCUAAAACAAAGCUGAAACAGAAAUUUUCCAUGAAACCACAAAAUGGUUUUAACAAGAAACGUAAAAAAAAUGUAUUUAACCCUAAGAGAGUUAUUGAAGACUCUGAAUAUGAUUCAGGUUCUGAUGUCGGUAGCUCACUUGAUGAGGACUAUAGUAGUGGUGAAGAAGUGAUGGAGGAUGGUUAUAAAGGUAAAAUUCUUCACUUCCUUCAAGAUGCUUCAAUUGGUGAACUUACUUUGAUUCCUCAGUGUUCUCAGAAAAAGGCUCAGAAGAUAACAGAACUCCGGCCCUUUAAUAGUUGGGAAACUCUGUUCACAAAGAUGUCCAAAACUAACGGCCUAUCAGAAGAUUUGAUAUGGCACUGUAAAACACUGAUCCAAGAAAGGGAUGUAGUUAUAAGGCUUAUGAACAAAUGUGAAGACAUUUCAAAUAAAUUGACAAAACAAGUUACCAUGCUCACUGGAAAUGGAGGUGGAUGGAACAUAGAACAACCCUCAAUUCUAAACCAAAGUUUGUCACUCAAGCCCUAUCAGAAGGUUGGUUUGAAUUGGCUGGCACUGGUACAUAAACAUGGACUUAAUGGCAUUUUGGCAGAUGAAAUGGGCCUAGGAAAAACUAUUCAAGCUAUUGCAUUCCUGGCAUACCUCUAUCAGGAGGGGAACAAAGGUCCUCAUUUGAUCGUUGUUCCAGCAUCAACUAUAGAUAACUGGUUAAGGGAAGUUAAUUUAUGGUGCCCAACUUUAAAUGUGCUCUGUUACUAUGGUUCUCAAGAAGAACGUAAACAAAUUAGAUAUAACAUUCAUAGUGGAUUUGAAGAGUAUAAUGUAAUUGUGACCACGUAUAAUUGUGCAAUUAGCAGCUCUGAUGACCGUAGCCUAUUUCGACGCCUGAAACUUAAUUAUGCAAUUUUUGAUGAGGGCCAUAUGCUGAAGAAUAUGGGCUCCAUCCGCUACCAGCACCUUAUGACCAUUAAUGCAAAUAAUCGUUUGCUGCUCACAGGCACACCUGUACAGAAUAAUCUGUUAGAACUCAUGUCGCUGUUGAAUUUUGUUAUGCCACACAUGUUUAGUAAUAGCACCAGUGAAAUACGAAGAAUGUUUUCUUCUAAGACAAAAUCAGCAGAUGAGCAAAGUAUUUAUGAAAAGGAGAGAAUAGCACAUGCGAAACAAAUUAUAAAGCCGUUUAUUCUCAGAAGAGUAAAAGAAGAGGUUCUCAAGCAGCUACCUCCCAAGAAAGACCAGAUUGAAUUGUGUGCAAUGUCAGAGAAGCAGGAACAACUCUACCUGGGUCUUUUUAACAGAUUGAAAAAAUCUAUCAAUAACCUGGAAAAAAAUACAGAAAUGUGCAAUGUCAUGAUGCAGUUGAGAAAAAUGGCCAGUCAUCCUUUAUUACAUCGCCAGUACUACACAACUGAAAAACUCAAGGAGAUGUCUCAGCUUAUGCUGAAGGAACCUACACAUUGUGAGGCUAACCCUGACCUGAUCUUUGAAGAUAUGGAAGUUAUGACAGACUUUGAACUACAUGUACUUUGUAAACAGUAUCGACACAUUAAUAACUUCCAGUUAGACAUGGAUUUGAUUUUAGAUUCGGGAAAAUUCCGAGCUUUAGGAUGCAUCUUGUCUGAAUUGAAACAGAAGGGUAAUAGAGUUGUAUUAUUUAGCCAAUUUACCAUGAUGCUGGAUAUUUUAGAGGUUCUCUUAAAACAUCAUCAGCAUAGGUAUCUCAGAUUAGAUGGAAAGACUCAGAUUUCUGAAAGGAUUCAUCUAAUUGAUGAGUUUAAUACCGAUAUGGAUAUCUUUGUGUUUCUGCUGUCAACAAAAGCUGGUGGACUAGGGAUAAAUCUGACCUCAGCAAACGUUGUUAUACUUCACGAUAUUGAUUGUAAUCCUUACAAUGACAAACAAGCAGAAGAUAGAUGCCAUAGAGUAGGCCAGACUAAGGAAGUACUAGUUAUAAAAUUGAUAAGCCAAGGGACGAUCGAAGAAUCCAUGCUGAAAAUUAACCAACAAAAAUUGAAAUUAGAACAAGAUAUGACCACAGUAGAUGAAGGUGAUGAAGGGAGUAUGCCAGCAGAUAUAGCUACAUUACUAAAAACUUCAAUGGGCCUGUAAAAUUGUGAGUCCUAAUCAGCGAGGAAGUAUCAACUUGGUGCACUCAAGGACAUUUCUAUUGUGAUGACCAUGGGGUUUAUGAACAUUUAUAACUUUUUAUAAUUUCCAUAUUGCAUUUCUCAUAGUAUGGACAACUUUUUUGCCACUAACUGAAUUCUUCAGAUUCUCACACAUGAAAUUUCAAAAAAAAAGCCACAAAUAUGUAGUCCCUAAGAUAUUGAAUAAUCAUUUUACAAAGCAGUUUCUGAAUGGGGAUUAGUUGGUGAUUGUUUGUAACAAAUAUGCUAAUGCUUUAGAAAUGUCAGUAUUUUUGUAAUUAUUUCUACCUCCAAAUAUAUAUAUAUUGUCUUUCACUGGAUAAUGUGUGUAGAUUUUUACAUGUGCCUUAUUUGACAAUGCUUAUGUCUUGUUUUUGCUUGUCUCAUUUGAACUUCUUUUUGAUUAUGUUAGUUUAAAUAAUGCGGCUGUAUAGAUUAUAUAGCUUUAGUUUUAUUGCUAUUUGAAGCAGAUGUUCACCACUGUCAACAAGAACUCAACCUGAAUUUAAAGGUGGCAAUCCAUAUACUGACAUCCCCCAGGUCCUCUCAAGCACUUCUGUUAAAUUUGUUUGGCUCGGCACUAAGUUGUUUUCCAGUGAAUAGUAACUAAAGAAGACCUUCUCUUGCUCCGUGGAUUAAUUCCUUCUGUUCAUUUUCCAGGUGCACUUACUGUGCUUAUUAGUCUGCCUAUUCUAUUCUUGUGCAUGUUUUCAUUGAUUUCCCUCCCCUGGCUUUUGCUUCUCUUAAAACUGUUGCCCAGUCACUUCUGCUCCAGUUCUCUCUAAAUAAUAGCCCAUUCCUGCCACAUUUCAUGCAUCAGCAAAAUGUAUGUGCCAUUUUUCUAACUUGGCAGAACAGAUUAACUAAAGCAAUUUCAUUUCAAAGCAGACUGAAUGUGACUUUGUAUUAAGGCAGCAUUAGGUACUGCAUGGAAAUAGGUCAUUAACUUUAAACCCUUAUCAAAAUAUAAUUUACCAGUUUCCAGAAUUUCCAGUACAGGACCUCCUAAAGAGAGAGCCAUUGUUCAAUUCCAAUUCAGUGUGGGUGACAAAGUGAAAUUUAGAGGUAAAGUCGUCUAUUUGAUAUUUAACUCCUUAUUAAAUCUUUCUUUACAUUUUUGCCUGUCAGUCUAUAUUGCUGUUUUUAUUAUACAUCAGUUUCUUUGUAUAACUUGUGAGUUUUACGUGUUUUGUUUUUAUUAUGUAAAUAUCAGUAUAAAUAAACUUAUUUAUAAAUCAAA